CAAAGAAUGAGUUAGGAGGAGUAUCAGGAAGAAUCUACUGAAUUUGGGAAGGCUAUGUAUGACUGUGAAUAUUUUAUAUUUCAGAAAUGAACAAAUAGGAGAAUUGAUGGAUCAUCUCGAUAGAGAACAUGACAGUGAAGAUGAAGGUAUGGAAGAUUAUAAAAUUGGAGGUUUCUUAUAUCAAUUAGGUUUUAGGUUAUCAUCCAGUUCAUAUUGGUGAGAUCUUACUCAAUCGAUAUGUGAUUAUAUAAAAAUUAGGUUGGGGACACUUCUCUACAGUCUGGCUGGCGAAGGAUUUCAAAUAUGAUACCUAUGUAGCAUUGAAAAUUCAAAAGAGUGCUUCUCAUUAUUUAGAAGCAGCAUAUGAUGAGGUAAAUAAAUUAAUUUAACAACUAGGUUGAAAUUCUUCAAAAAGUAGCUUAAAAUGUACAAAAUCCCGUUUGGAUUUAGUCUUUAAAAGAAUAUUAUGCAGAUGUAAAAUGAUAGUAUAUAAAUUGAUAGUAAGGAAGGACAUCCUUCAAUAGAGAUGACACUCAUACUGUUUAAUUAUUAAAUUCAUUUGUGUAUAAAGGACCCUAUGGUCAUCAUUUUUGUAUGGUAUUUGAAAUUUUGGGGGUGAAUUUACUAGAAAUAAUUAAAAGAUAUGAAUACAAAGGAGUAAUAUAUAGAUUUAACCUUAGUGUCCAAUGGAUAUUGCUCGAAGAAUGGCAAAGUAAAUUUUAAUAGGAUUGGAUUAUCUUCAUCGAAUAUGUGGAGUAAUUCAUACGGAUUUGAAACCUGAAAAUGUGUUACUAUGUUUAUCAGAUGAAGAGAUUAAAGAUAUAGUUGAGAAUGGAUAAUUGACUUCUAAUUAGCUAUUCUCAGACAGAAUUCACAUUUAUAGAUAAAUGCUAGGAAUUGAGAAACAUACUGUUCCAGAGCCAUUCACAAAAAAGGAGGAUGACGAAUUAAGUGAAAGCACUACUCAUUUAUCUAAGACUCAAAAGAGGAAAUUAUUAAGGAAAAAGAAAUAGAAGUAAUAACAUGAAGAAUCAAGAAAGGAAUCACAUGAAAUUCAAGUUGAUUAAAUUGAAAUGCCUAAAUCUAUUAAAGAAUUGUUUUUACAACAAAAGAAGUAAUUUAUUGCAAUACUUUAUAGAAUAUCUUUUACUUAAUAAAAGAAAUUGCCAGAUAAUUUUCGUUUGAAAAUAGCUGAUCUAGGCAAUGCAUGUUGGAUUCAUCAUCAUUUUUNCAUAACCAAUUCCAGCCAUUCUCUUGCUUAAACUAUCCGGAAGGUUGUACAUAGAUCCAUUACUAGGUUAGAAUGAAGAGAAUACAUUUAUUUAGUUGAAUAGGUUUCACGAGGAGCUUUUGAAAAGGUAUAUCUUUGUUUUGAAAUUGAAUUAUUGA
Paramecium octaurelia is the source of this 1389-nucleotide messenger RNA. The record is from the annotation of a GenBank genome assembly. NCBI's taxonomy places the organism in Eukaryota, Ciliophora, Oligohymenophorea, Peniculida, Parameciidae.